AUGCUAUAUAUGAAGGACUUGGAUGUCCGACCGCGUAGUCUAGAGGUGAAAGAGUUCCCUUACACCACCGCCACAUUCUUUAACAACUUCUUUUUUGGUGUUUCUUCGAGAACAAUAAUGUCGCUCGCUAGAAUUUCCAAGGCUUCGGUCUUGGCCGUGCUGGCCGUGUGCGCCUCCGCCACAUGCGCUUCCAGCAGCAAGAACUCUACUUCCGGUCUUGUGGCUUCGACCUACUUCGCCGGAUACCACGCCAACCGCGGCUUCCCCGUGUCUGCCAUGCCAUGGGAGAAGUACACCGAUGUCAAGUAUGCCUUCGCUGAGACAUCCGAGGACGGCAGCCUCAACUUGACCAAGUCCGCUCCCGAUCAGCUCCCCGCCUUCGUCUCGGCGGCCCACGAGAAGGGUGUCAAGGCCCUUGUCUCUAUUGGAGGUUGGACUGGCAGCCGCUGGUUCAGCACUGCCUUUGGUAGCGCAGAGAACCGUACCGCCUUUGUCAAGACUUGCCUCGACCUUGUCGAGAAGUAUUCUUUGGACGGUCUGGACUUUGAUUGGGAGUACCCUAACCGCCAGGGUCUUGGUUGCAACGCCAUCAACAAGGACGAUACCGCCAACUUCCUUACCUUCCUUAAGGAGCUCCGCCAGAAGCAGCCCAAGGAGCUCUACCUGACUGCUGCCAGCAGUCUGUUCCCCUGGUACGACGCUACUGGUGUCAGCAGUGUCAACGGCACUCUGAGUGGCUUUGCCGAUGUCCUUGACUACGUCAUGGUCAUGGCCUACGACAUCUACGGUGCCUGGGCAACUACUGGCGGCCCCAACGCGCCUUUGGCUUUCGGUUGCGACUCGCGCAACAACCAGGGCGGUGCCAAGGAGGGUGUCGAGAAGUGGGUUAACUCUGGCAUUCCCGCCAACAAGAUCGUCCUCGCCGUCGCUGCUUACGGACACGGCUUCUCCGUCAACUCCACGAGCGCUUUCUCUGGAAGCAACACCCUCAACGCCUACCCCCCUCAGAACAGCAGCAACCGCUUCCAGGGCAGCAGCUGGGAUGACGACCCGCGCGUUGAUGAGUGCGGCAACGCCUCGCCCCCUAGUGGUACUUAUCCAUUCUGGAGCUUGAUCAAGGAGGCCAACUUCCUUGACGAGACCGGCAAGCCUCGCGAAAACAUUGCCUACGGCUUUGACAACUGCAGCAUGACUCCCUUUGCCUACAACGAGACCGCUCAGAUCUGGGUUUCUUACGACAACCCGGAGUCCCUUACCGCCAAGGGCAAGUACAUUAAGAGUGCCAACCUGGCUGGGUUCGCCAUGUGGGAGGCUGGUGGCGACUACAAGAACACUCUUGUUGAUGCUAUUCGCUCUGCUGUCGGAUUGUAA
Molecule: messenger RNA, 1371 nt
Organism: Colletotrichum truncatum
Lineage: Eukaryota; Fungi; Ascomycota; Sordariomycetes; Glomerellales; Glomerellaceae
Product: glycoside hydrolase family 18 protein
Biological process (GO): chitin catabolic process; carbohydrate metabolic process
Cellular component (GO): extracellular region
Molecular function (GO): chitin binding; chitinase activity
Source: RefSeq, a predicted model, not a curated record